Messenger RNA from Zychaea mexicana, 1269 nucleotides. Its product is annotated as P-loop containing nucleoside triphosphate hydrolase protein. NCBI's taxonomy places the organism in Eukaryota, Fungi, Mucoromycota, Mucoromycetes, Mucorales, Lichtheimiaceae. Gene Ontology annotation, molecular function: nucleic acid binding; ATP binding. Bases 1 to 1269 code for a protein of 422 amino acids. The record is from RefSeq and is a predicted model, not a curated record. The transcript has 2 exons.
AUGCUUCAAAACUUAUGUGACAAUCUGCAGCGCCAUUUUGGCAUUCAACAACCCACGAUAGCCCAGUCGCAAUUUAUCCCUGCCAUCCAAUCGGGUCGCGAUCUGCUGAUACGUGAUCAAACCGGCACAGGCAAAACAUUUGGCAUUGCGAUUGCUUUGGCUUCCAAAAUAGUGCACGCUAACGAUCAGAAUGAUCACAGUGACCUCUUACGAACUCUGUAUAUUGUGCCCAACUACGAACUCGCUGCACAAAUUGGCUACUGGAUCCGACUGUUGUCCGGCUUUUCUAAUACGCACCGCCUAGUACAAGCAAAUACAUGCGUUCCUGCGCAUACGUUGAUUAGCACACCGGCACGAUUGCUCGAGUCGCUGGACACAAUACCUUUUAGCAAUCUGAAUUGUAUUGUCCUCGAAGAGGCAGAUCAAGCUUUACGCCUACCAGCACGCUACGCACCACUCAAAAAGCAAAAGAAACGUGCAUCGAAUCCAAAGCCAACGCAGAUGCUUGUCAGUCAGUUGCUACAAGAACUACCCACGAAACCUCAAGUCGUCGCAGCAUCAGCCACGUUAAACCGCCCUUUACGGCAUUGGAUGACAAUGCAAGGCUGGAUCCGUAAGCCUGUUUAUAUCGAUGUAACAAAAAACGUCGAAGCUUUGAAUGGGCGAACGCAACAUUAUUGUCUGUUCGUCUCGGGUGGCGAAAUCCGCAAUAUAGGGUCAUUUUACGGCACGGAUAUAGACGAUAACAGUAGUGGUAACGACGAGCAGUUGACAGAUGGAGAUGAUAACCACCACCAAAGCAACAGCCAGGCAGCAUUACUAGAAAGCAUAGCUGUACUUCAUGAAAUUGAAAAUGUCCAUAAUGCCGUGCUAUUUGUGGACACAUCAGUUAGUACUUCAGAUGUGGCAAGGCAGUUGGCAGAGUAUGGUUUAAGAGCCCACGAUAUCCGAGACUAUGAUCAAGAAAAGGACAACAUCAUCGACAGCAGUAACCAAGGCGAUAAUAAAACGCCGUUGUGGAUCGGUACUGAAUUUUCGGCGCGUGGCAUGGAUAUUGCCAAUGUCUCCCAUGUUUUCAUUCUCGGUGAGCCAUCUUCGGUGGGUGGCUAUGUGCACAUGGCUGGACGAACAGGUCGACUGUCUCCUCAGGGAAUCCAAGGAGGCAAAGUAAUUACACUGGUUGAGGAUAGAGGUCGCGCAGAAACAAGAAUGUCAAAUAUGUACAAGAUGCUUAAUGCACAAGUUGGACGCUAUGAGCAUGUUCAAUAA